CUUCGUUGCCUAUCCCGGGGAUUAUAACGCGGGAGCUUUUCUUACUCUUCGCGUUCACCAAGUGUCCAACAUGGAAGAGGAACGUUGCGUUGCAUCUUCCCGUUUCUUAAAUGUCCUAGGGUAUAGUGCAGGAUUCAUGGCCGUAGCUUCCGGUUUGAUGUUCCUAGGGCAACGGGGAGCCUUAGCUGUGGUAACAUCCACCCUUCUUCGGUGAAUGGGUAUUUCUCUAAUCUGAAAUUAAGUCCCUGCACUCCCUACACACAAAAUCAUGCCAAAGAGAGCUGGCAGGAGGCAGGGUGGAGCAGAGUAAUGGUUUUUGCAGGGGCCCAGGAAAUAAAAGUAUUUGACAUGCUAAAGCUGAAAAAAUGUGUGCCGUAUAGAACAUUUCUCUGUACCCACCACACUUGUUGCUUAUUGGCAAUGACUGUGAUAUCUAUAUCUAUAUAAGUAUAUCUAAAAGAUAUACUGGAAGUGUGAAUGUUUAUUAAUAAAUUUACAUUGGAUUGGCCCAGUGUAGAGAGGAGACAAACUAGAAAAAAAAACACCAUUCCUACCUCCACUUUUUCUUUUUCUUUUUUUUUUUUUUUCUUUUUUUCCACCUUGAACAUGUCGUUUUUGUAGGGCCUUAGCUUUCUAUUGCCAGAUUGGUAAAGCUUCCUAAGCUCUAUUCCCCCAUAAUCUCCAAAAGUCUCAAAUAGUUGCUGGAAUGGUAGUUUUGGGUUUGUAGCCCUCUGUUCCUCCUCUAUUUUAGUCAGAGAUUAAAUUUUGGUUCAGUAAAAGAUUUGUGAGAAUUGCUUAAAAUUUGCAUGUAGAAGUCACCUCAAGCAAGGAAUUUGCAAAAUUCUUGGGUGUUUGUUUGAACUAGUCAAGAAACUGCUGUAAUAUUUGAUCAAAAUAACAUUUUUAGUGGCUGCUGAAUCAUAGACUGAAAAGGUAGACAUCCCUGUUUUAGUCUCUACAACAACUAUUGUAAUGUGUGUUUACCCAUGGUUUACUCCUCUCGCGAGGUUGUCUGGCUACAGGCACUGCAUUACUCCGGAGGUGCUGCUGUGCUGAUGCUCUGUCUGUUCACAGUUAUGGGCAAAGCCGAAGGCUCUGUGGCUAGGGAAGAAUGGCAUGGACAUGUUACUGCUCUGUCUGUUGCACCAGAAUUUCGACGGCUGGGUUUGGCUGCUAAAUUGAUGGAGCUCCUGGAAGAAAUUUCAGAAAAAAAGGGUGGAUUUUUUGUCGAUCUCUUUGUGAGAGUAUCAAAUCAGGUUGCUGUAAAUAUGUAUAAGCAACUAGGCUACAGUGUGUACCGGACAGUCUUAGAGUACUACUCAGCUAGCAGCGGGGAGCCAGAUGAAGAUGCUUACGAUAUGAGAAAAGCUCUUUCCAGAGAUACAGAGAAGAAAUCAGUUAUACCUCUGCCUCAUCCUGUGAGGCCAGAAGACAUCGAGUAACCUUGAGCUGUGGUUCUCAUGCAGUUUACUAAGUGUCAGGUUCCACCUCCUAUAACCCCCAACAACUCAUGGAUAAGAAGUUUUAGGCCGGAUUUUUUUCCCAUAAAAUACUAAAAAGCAGUGUUGAGAAGCUGACUAACACUGCUUCUAUUGGUAAUGGCUGUAUACUGCCACACUUUGUUAUUUUUCCUUUCAUGUAUUGGAGAUUUGGAGAUUAUUAAAAUGGAAUUACCUCCUG
Messenger RNA from Ficedula albicollis (Collared flycatcher), 1680 nucleotides. It is a transcript of the gene NAA20, whose product is annotated as N(alpha)-acetyltransferase 20, NatB catalytic subunit. The transcript is spliced from 4 exons. The record is from RefSeq and is a predicted model, not a curated record. The coding region runs from base 987 to 1442 and encodes 151 amino acids. Lineage: Eukaryota; Metazoa; Chordata; Aves; Passeriformes; Muscicapidae. Gene Ontology annotation, biological process: N-terminal peptidyl-methionine acetylation. Gene Ontology annotation, molecular function: protein-N-terminal amino-acid acetyltransferase activity. Gene Ontology annotation, cellular component: NatB complex.